AUUGCGGAGGGGUCAUCAAGACUCUGCCCUAUUACUGCACUGCGGAACUCGGCCAUUAUCGUACGACUGCUACUAUUUAAUAGUAGGCAGUGCCGAUACCGGUACGGAAAACAACUAUCAUACAAGAGUGGUCUACGGCGCUGCCACUACAAGCGUCAACAAGAACCACAGCAACCGCUACUCUUCCCGGGUUCAUCAAGAGUUCAGCCUGCUGCCACAUGGUACCUGACCAUGAAGGCAUUUGAUUCUACUGUUUCAUCUCCACCACAAACCCCUACAGGACAACGGCGGACUUAUUUCACGGUCUGUUUCCUUCUCGUGCUCACCGUUGCCUUCUUCCCAUCCAAGAUCAUCCAGAGUGUUGAGCAGAAGGAGCUCAAGAAGGAAACCAAUACCACUGGAACCCCUGGGGUUGGGAAUAGCUCCGUUGCUGUUGUUCAGGAUGAUCCAGUUAUAAGCGUUACUGCUGAUGCUGCUACUUCCAAUAGUCCCGACGCUACUUCUGCCACCGCUCAGGAAGCAGCAGUCCCUGUAGCUACAGUAGCCGAUCGGCCGAAAGCCCAUGCUGCUCAGGAUGCAGAUACUGGGGCUUCCCCAGCUGCAACUCCCAAUUUUCCUGAUGCCACUUCUGCCACUCCUGAUGAAACAGCCAUUGCCGAACAGACGACAGAAGAAGCGCCGGCCACUGAGGCUCCUAAGGCGGCCACUCUCUCAGAUACCCGAGCUCCCGUCAUUCCAGGGUCCAUUUCCAUGGUCACUAGUUUGUGGGCUCAGCCUCCCGAGCAAGAGGUCAGUCCACAUCGGCGAGAGAUUGAAGCGUCCCUUCUGAACAACAUGAACAAUCCACAUCUUCAUCAAAUUGUCAUCAUCCUCGAUGGCUCCAACGUCAAUGCCAGUUGUGCACAUUUCAAAGCCAGAAUGGAACAAGUGGAAGCAGACUACAAUAAAUUUGGGGGAACAGACACUAGCAGCCCCGAGUACCAAAACCGAUUAAAGCCAAUUCUCACGUGUGUCGACCGGACACUCGGACAACCCAAUUAUUUCGACAUGUUCUCCUAUGCCGCCGAUCCCACCAUUGUCACGGGUGAUGUUGUCAUUUUGGAGAACGCGGACCAUGCAUUUGAUCACACGGUGCAAUAUGCCGGCCAAAUCAAGGAUAAUGUCAUUAUGACAUUGUCAUCCUGGGGAUUCGACGCCAGCAAGGAGAACAUCCCAUCGCCCACCAAGGAACACAUGCAGUUUAUUCAUGGAUGGGACCUGGAUGGCAUGGUGGGUGAUCUACGGCGACGCUGCAAGUGGGCCUCCAAGUCGUGGGAUGGAUAUGUCUUUCACCGCAAAAUCAUGCAAGGUCGACUGGACCCAUCCUUGUUUCAACGCAACAAUGUGUUCUUCCUGAUGAAUCAAUAUAGAGCCGAGUGGGCUGCCCUGGCGGCCCUCAAGAGCAACUUUCCCGAAGCAAGCUUUUCCAAUGGUUGUACCGUGAUACAAACAUGGCACAUGCACGGCUUUCCCAAGAUGCAUGGAAACAGUAGCACGGUUAUGGAACCAUUUGAUAUGGGAUCUGGUCCCGAUUAUGGUGCGUAUCUGGAGCCGGUUCCUUUCAAAAAGCAUAUUUGGAGGCUUAUUAAGAAGUAAGUGAUGCAGGCAAUAAUAACUGCAGAUUCUAGCCAGACACCGUUUUCCAAUUGCUACC
This is a messenger RNA of Seminavis robusta, 1693 nucleotides long. NCBI's taxonomy places the organism in Eukaryota, Bacillariophyta, Bacillariophyceae, Naviculales, Naviculaceae. The record is from the annotation of a GenBank genome assembly.